Molecule: messenger RNA, 2277 nt
Organism: Notothenia coriiceps (black rockcod)
Lineage: Eukaryota; Metazoa; Chordata; Actinopteri; Perciformes; Nototheniidae
Product: protein CYR61
Exons: 6
Coding region: 114-1241 (375 amino acids)
Biological process (GO): signal transduction; positive regulation of cell differentiation; cell adhesion
Cellular component (GO): extracellular region
Molecular function (GO): integrin binding; heparin binding
Source: RefSeq, a predicted model, not a curated record
CGGUCCGAAGCUUACUGGAACUCAUCGUGAAACUACUUAAGACUAGCAACUGUUCAGUGGACUGUAGCUUUAAGAUAUCAUUCUAUCGUUUUUGUGUUUUAGUCAAAUUUAUCAUGGCAUUUCUGAUCUACCUGACUUUACUGACAACAGCCGUCAUCACACAGGUGACUGCUAGCUGCCCAGCUGUGUGUGAGUGCCCUGACCAGCCUCUGGUUUGCCCUCCAGGAGUGAGCACUGUGUCAGAUGGAUGUGGGUGCUGCAAGGUGUGUGCUGCACAGCUAAACCAGGACUGCAACCCCAUGAGGCCUUGCGACCACCACAAAGGGCUGGAGUGUAAUUACGGCAACGAUGUGACCAUGGCCUGGGGCAUCUGUCGAGCUAAAUCAGAGGGACGCACAUGUGAGUACAACGGCCGGAUCUACCAGAAUGGCGAGAGCUUCCGUGCCGGCUGCAAACACCAGUGCACCUGCAUCGAUGGAGCUGUCGGCUGCGCUCCUCUCUGCACCAACAAGCUGCCGCCAGCCUCUCCAUCCUGCCCCUACCCACGGCUGGUCCGGAUCCCCGGGCAGUGCUGCUUCAGUGUGGACUGCCAUAAGGGCACCUGGCAGCUCCCCCCUAAGCAUCAGGUUCCUCCGCCACAACAACCCCUGCCCAAACAUCAACACCAUAUGGAACAUAAUAACGAGCUGGCCAACGAGCUUACAGACGUCAAGUCCAGCGGCUGGGAGAGUGAACAUGGCUACAAACACCUGCCUGUGUGGAACCAUCUAAAGAAGAAGUGUCCCAUCCAGACCACUGACUGGUCCCAGUGCUCCAGCAGCUGUGGGAUGGGCGUUUCUUCUCGCAUCACCAACAAAAACCCUAAGUGCAAACUGGAAAGAGAAACGAGAAUCUGUACCGUACGGCCGUGCCACGGCCUCACAGUCCCCACCAAGAAAGGGAAGAAGUGCUCCCCGGCCCAGAAAGCCCCCGAGCCCAUCCGCCUGACCUACGGAGAAUGCGCGAGUGUCCGCCUCUACCGGCCCAACUACUGUGGAGUGUGUGCGGACGGGCGGUGCUGCUCGCCACGCCGCACACGCACUGUCCCUGUGACCUUUGUCUGCCCCGACGGAGAGCGUUUCCAGCGGUCGGCCAUGUUCAUCCAGUCGUGUAAAUGUAGCAAUGACUGUGGACACCUCAACGAAGUGGCCCUCCCGCCACAGCAGUGGAUGUAUGGAGAUACACACCAGUUCAUAGACUAGUAUUGAGGAUUUGUAUUUUUUGUUAUAAUGUGAUGAGGUCAACUUUCUUGAUGAAGGAAGACGCUUCAAGACCAGGGGCCAUUUUUCUCAUUUGGUUCCAAAGUGAAGAGCACAGGCACCCGCCUGAAUGCUGAACAGCAGGCAGCGAGGGCCGCCUCGGUUUAAUUUCAAUCAUAAAGGCAACCUUUGAUUUUAUUGUGUGACCAGAGUGGAUUGUACACGUCUGUUCAAACAGACAUGGGACCUAAAUUAGAGCCCUGAAGCACCCCUGGACUUCCUCCUCUCUGGAUUGAUUGCUGGUUCAGGUUUUGAGGAUUUUGUUUAACCUCUCUGAUCAGCCUGAGGAGAAAUACUACAAGAGCAACAAAGCACUUUGUGUAGCACUGAAACGUAGGAACUAUAACUAUGACAGCAGUGCAAAAAGGAGUACUACACCUCCUACAACAGCCUGUGAUGGUCAAUAACUCCAUAUCCCAUAAUGCACUAUGACUACUCAGUGACAAGCAAAAUAAUUUGUUUUGCAGCUUUAUUUAGAAGGAAAAUGUGGACUUUUAAUAUAUAUAUGUCAGCACAGUAUGUUAAGAACAUAAGCACAGACUUAAAGGAUUGUUCCUUGUUUUGGCAUGCUGACGUGACAAGCAUUUUUAUAUUUACACAACGAAUGACACUGUUCCUGACUAUUUCAAUUAUAAGGGACGCCAUCUGGAACUGACAAGAGCGUUCAGCAAGGACUGGACCAAUGCCUCUUGAUUAUGCAUUAAAUGCAGCUUAGAGAAAUGUCUUACUCAAACCUGUAUUUGAGAAUUUAUUUUGGAUCACUGUAUUCUGUAAAUAUAUUUUCUUUAUUUGGAUCCAAGUUUAUAUUGUCACAUUUAUUUACUCAUGGAUUAAGACACUUCUGUGUAGCCAUCACAUGUUCAUGUUGUUUAUCCAUGUGAUAAAACUGGCUGCUCAAGUUUCAUCCAAGGUUUAUUUUCACUGAACAUGUCGUUUCAAACAUGGCACAGUUCACCAUUGCCGGAACAUGCUACUAAAC